UGUGCCUUUGCCUUCCUGAUGCAGGUGGGCAAGUGGGAGAACCAGAGCCUGAGCCUCAGGCACGCCGUGUGGCCAAGGUACAAGUCCUUCUCAGACUGCGAGCCAGACGACAAUCAUCUGAGCAUCGUCACCCUGGAGGAGGCCCCCUUUGUCAUCGUGGAAGACAUCGACCCGCUGACCGAGACAUGCGUGAGGAACACUGUGCCGUGUCGGAAGUUCGUCAAAAUCAACAAUUCAACUAACGAGGGGAUGAAUGUUAAAAAGUGCUGCAAGGGGUUCUGCAUCGAUAUCCUGAAGAAGCUCUCCCGCACCGUGAAGUUCACCUAUGACCUCUACCUGGUGACCAACGGGAAGCACGGCAAGAAAGUUAACAAUGUGUGGAACGGAAUGAUCGGUGAGGUGGUCUAUCAACGGGCGGUCAUGGCGGUCGGCUCGCUCACCAUCAAUGAGGAGCGUUCUGAGGUGGUGGACUUCUCUGUGCCCUUCGUGGAGACAGGGAUCAGUGUCAUGGUUUCAAGAAGCAAUGGCACGGUCUCACCUUCUGCUUUUCUAGAACCGUUCAGCGCCUCCGUGUGGGUGAUGAUGUUUGUGAUGCUGCUUAUCGUGUCCGCCAUAGCUGUUUUCGUCUUCGAGUACUUCAGUCCCGUUGGAUACAACAGGAGCUUAGCCAAAGGGAAAGCACCCCAUGGGCCUUCUUUCACGAUUGGAAAAGCUAUAUGGCUCCUCUGGGGCCUGGUGUUCAACAACUCCGUGCCCGUCCAGAACCCCAAAGGUACCACCAGCAAGAUCAUGGUGUCCGUGUGGGCCUUCUUCGCCGUCAUCUUCCUGGCCAGCUACACAGCCAACCUGGCCGCUUUCAUGAUCCAGGAGGAAUUUGUGGACCAAGUGACCGGCCUCAGUGACAAAAAGUUUCAGAGACCUCACGACUAUUCCCCACCUUUCCGAUUUGGCACGGUGCCUAACGGCAGUACCGAGAGAAACAUUCGUAAUAACUACCCCUACAUGCAUCAGUACAUGACCAAAUUCAAUCAGAAGGGAGUGGAAGAUGCCUUGGUCAGCUUGAAAACUGGGAAACUGGACGCUUUCAUCUACGAUGCUGCGGUCUUGAAUUACAAGGCUGGGAGAGAUGAAGGCUGCAAGCUGGUGACCAUCGGGAGCGGGUACAUCUUCGCCACCACUGGCUACGGAAUUGCUCUCCAGAAGGGCUCCCCUUGGAAGAGGCAGAUUGACCUGGCCCUGCUCCAGUUUGUGGGUGAUGAGACCUUGGAGAUGGUGAAAACGCAAGAAGUAAGUGCUGUAGAACGUGUAAGCGUCAGCCUGCACAGCGACCACAGUAUGGAACACAGGGACAUCCUGUGCGUGGAUGACUGUGACAGGCACACAGACGUCACUCAUACACAGAAUGGCAGCUUUGAUGCCAUCCACCCAUAG
This is a messenger RNA of Panthera uncia (snow leopard), 1431 nucleotides long. Its product is annotated as glutamate receptor ionotropic, NMDA 2A-like. Gene Ontology annotation, biological process: monoatomic ion transport; long-term synaptic potentiation; synaptic transmission, glutamatergic. The record is from RefSeq and is a predicted model, not a curated record. Gene Ontology annotation, cellular component: plasma membrane; postsynaptic membrane; postsynaptic density membrane. Bases 19 to 1431 code for a protein of 470 amino acids. NCBI's taxonomy places the organism in Eukaryota, Metazoa, Chordata, Mammalia, Carnivora, Felidae. The transcript is spliced from 8 exons. Gene Ontology annotation, molecular function: NMDA glutamate receptor activity; transmitter-gated monoatomic ion channel activity involved in regulation of postsynaptic membrane potential.